This is a messenger RNA of Pseudocercospora fijiensis CIRAD86, 1254 nucleotides long. RefSeq lists its product as uncharacterized. The record is from RefSeq and is a predicted model, not a curated record. The coding region runs from base 1 to 1254 and encodes 417 amino acids. NCBI's taxonomy places the organism in Eukaryota, Fungi, Ascomycota, Dothideomycetes, Mycosphaerellales, Mycosphaerellaceae. Gene Ontology annotation, molecular function: oxidoreductase activity. The transcript has 3 exons. Gene Ontology annotation, cellular component: cytoplasm.
AUGCCGGUAGCACCAGCACCUCCAGCGAUCAAGGAAGGUUCAUCCAGUCCACAUCCACCACCUCCACCACCACCAUCAGGUUUUCCAAAAGAUGAAGGUGCAUCAGUAUCAUACUGGCUACGAGGCGUGCAAGGCGAUCCGCUUUUAAGACAUCGCACGACGCACCUACUCCCAGGUCAAGCCGAUAUCGUGAUUGUUGGCUCAGGCAUAUCUGGCACUGUGACCGCCAAGCACUGCAUCGAAAGAUGGCCGGAGAAGAGUGUCGUUGUUCUUGAAGCUCGCGACUUCUGCUCUGGCGCGACGGGACGCAAUGCCGGCCAUUGCAAGCCAGAUCAAUGGCGAGGAUUCUCUAGCUUUCAACAAACCUUUGGAACGGAGCAAGCUCUCAAGAUCAUGGAGAACGAGCAGCGGACGUGGUCAAGCAUCGUGGAGUACGUGCGUGAGAACAACGUAGAUUGUGACCUGUUCGUCGGGGACACCUUCGAUGUGCCUGUGACCACCGAAGCCGCAGAAACAGCGGCGCGUACGUAUGAUUCUUUGAAAGCGGUCGGCAGUCGACUUCAGCAUGUGCGGGUCACAUCCGAUCCGGGAGAAGCAGAAAAGAUCAGUGGCGUCAAGGGUGCUUUGGCAUGUUACGCUUGGAAAGCCUCAACGCUGUAUCCAUGGAAGCUGGUGGCUCACAUCAUGCGCCGUAACAUCUCAAACGGCGUGAAUCUUCAGACCCACACGAAAGCGGUCGAAAUCUCGAAAGAUCCCCGGAAUGAGAACAUCUGGAUAGUCAAAACUGAGCGAGGCGAUAUAGCAUGCUCUCAGGUUGUCCACGCAACGAACGCAUACAGCUCCGCCAUUGAGCCAAGCAUGUACAACAUCAUAAGACCACAACCACACAUGUGCGAUGCCUUUGAUCCGCCAGCAGGCUUCUUGCGCAACAACGCAGCGCAGCAUUCAUUCGGCAUUCUUUGCGGGAACGGAGUCUUCUAUAGUAUAAAUCCACGGAGCACGACUGCCGGUCCAGUUUUGUUUGGUGGAAGCAAUCCAGGUCAAAUCGAGCUUGCAAAAUGGCUUCGGAAGCAUCCUGCGAGAUGUGUUGAUGAUGGAUUGCUGGGUUUCGAGGCAGUGACAGAUGCUGCUAAAUCUUUCGCCGCAAACCAUCUGAUGGGAUGGUCUCAGAACCCCGACGCUCGUGAGAAGCUCCAUCGUGAAAGCUGGAGUGGAAUAAUAGCAAUGGUAAGUGAAAAUCAGCUACGCAUCUAG